UACAUAUCCUACGUUUGUCCUUCGUCCUGGCUGGCUUUGCACGAGUUUACUGACCACCUUAAUUAGUCCAACAUCUAACCCACAUUCGGGUGCCAAAAGACCCAAAAAUACAUUCUUAAACUUGACCGCCAUUCAAAUUAUUCAGUACGCGAAAAUAUCGCGCGACUAUGGCAGGCGUUAAAUACGAUAAAAUGUCAAAUAAAAUGUACUUUUGGAAUGAGAACAGGCCGAAGCAGGAAAGUGAAGAGAGCAGUGACUAUUACCUAAAGUAUGAUCAGCAGAAGCCGGAGAAUCUGAUACCGAAAGCUCAGGAAAAGUGCACGAAGUACGGCGUUGAGGAUCAAGAGGAUAGCUCGCAGAGAGGAGGCUGGAAUAACCAGUUGGAUUUCCUGUUCUCGUGCAUUAGUUUGUCGGUGGGAUUAGGAAACGUGUGGCGAUUUCCUUACUUGUGUUACAAGAAUGGCGGAGGCGCAUUUCUCGUCACCUAUUCCAUAGCCAUGCUCUUCUGCGGUAUCCCGAUGUUCUUUCAAGAAGUGGCGAUCGGCCAGUACUUGGGAGCUGGAGGAAUGACCUUCGUCGGUCAAUUGUGCCCGAUAUUCAAGGGCGUCGGUUACGCAACGAUGACCAUCGUCUUCCUGCUGGACGUCUACUAUUGUAUCAUCAUCGCGUGGACCUUGUUCUAUCUGAUAAGCACGUUUGCGGUCCUUCCAGAAUUACCAUGGUCCAAUUGCGAUAACAGAUGGAACACGAAAGAUUGCUUCGAUAAUUUUUCCAUCUCGAACACCAAUAAAACCAUCCUGAGGAAAUCGACAUCACCGGUCGAAGAAUAUUUCGAUCACAAGGUCUUAGGUAUUUCUACCGGAAUCGAGGACAUCGGAGGCCUUCAAUGGGCCCUCUUCGCCUGUCUCGUCAUCGGCUGGAUCUUGAUCUAUGCCAUCAUCAGGAAAGGAUUACAUCAGAGUGGUAAAAUCAUCUGGUUUUCAGCGAUAUUUCCCUACGUGGUCCUUCUGAUCCUGCUGGCAAGGGCUGUGACGUUGGAGGGCGCCGGAGAUGGUUUACUUUACUACAUAACUCCCAGAUGGGAAGAGUUGCUGAGCCCUGUACCAUGGAUGGAUGGCGCCACGCAGAUAUUCUUCGCUUACAGCAUAGGUUGCGGCGCCCUUCCAGCCCUCGGAUCCUACAACAAGUUUCAUCAUAACUGCUAUAAAGAUGCGGUCAUUACGUGCAUCAUAAACACGUUCACAUCACUGUUGGCAGGAUGCGUGACCUUCUCGAUUCUGGGGCACAUAGCGCUCGAGCACGACGCCGGUGUUGGGGAUGUGGUUAAGAAUGGUCCCGGUCUCGUCUUCCUCACGUACCCGGAAGUCGUCCUUAAACUUCCUGGCGCUCCGCUUUGGGCCGGAAUUUUCUUUAUGAUGCUAAUCGUAAGUGACGCACCUAAGGACAAUUUUUAAAUCUUUAUAUAUAUGUGGACCAUGAGUCCUUAAAGUUUGCAUCGACCUCAGAAACUUAUGGAAUAGAUUACAUCUACCACGAUCACAG
Molecule: messenger RNA, 1542 nt
Organism: Nicrophorus vespilloides
Lineage: Eukaryota; Metazoa; Arthropoda; Insecta; Coleoptera; Silphidae
Product: sodium- and chloride-dependent creatine transporter 1-like
Exons: 7
Coding region: 168-1454 (428 amino acids)
Biological process (GO): sodium ion transmembrane transport
Cellular component (GO): membrane
Source: RefSeq, a predicted model, not a curated record